GGAUGUGGCGCGCGGAGGGGAAAUGGCUGCCGAAAACAAGCCGGAAGGACUGAAGAAAAUCCGUAAUCCGGAUCGAAUGUACAGAUCAGCAGUGUGUUAUUCGGCCCAUGCUCCUCCUAAGAGUGUCAGUGAUGACACAGAGACGAACAAUGAACACGGACAUUUGAAAAUAUACCUGCCCAAAAAGCUGCUCGAAUGUUUACCAAAAUGCUCCACAUUGCCAAAAGAGAGACACAGGUGGAACACCAAUGAGGAAAUCGCAGCAUACUUGAUAACAUUUGAAAAGCACGAGGAAUGGUUGACGACAUCCCCUAAAACAAGGCCGCAGAAUGGGUCAAUGAUCCUGUACAAUAGGAAGAAGGUGAAGUACAGAAAGGACGGCUACUGCUGGAAAAAAAGAAAAGAUGGGAAGACCACGCGGGAGGAUCACAUGAAGCUCAAAGUACAGGGAGUGGAGUGUCUGUACGGCUGUUAUGUCCACUCCUCCAUCAUCCCCACCUUCCACCGUAGGUGCUACUGGCUUUUGCAGAACCCAGACAUUGUGUUGGUCCACUACCUGAAUGUGCCAGCCAUCGAGGAUUGUGGGAAGCCAUGCGGGCCCAUCCUGUGCUCCAUCAACACAGACAAGAAGGAAUGGGCCAAGUGGACAAAGGAAGAGCUCAUUGGCCAGCUGAAGCCCAUGUUUCAUGGCAUCAAGUGGACUUGCAGCAAUGGGAACAGCAGCUCCGGCUUCUCUGUGGAGCAGCUGGUGCAGCAGAUACUGGACAGCCACCAGACCAAGCCUCCUCCUCGGACUCACAACUGCCUCUGCACGGGCACACUGGGCGCAGGGAGCAGUGUGCAUCAUAAAUGUAACAGCGCCAAACAUCGCAUAAUCUCUCCAAAAGUUGACCCUCGCUCUAGUAGCUACAGCAGCGGCCACUCUGAGCUCCAGAAUAAUGACGUGUCAGAGGGUAAAAUAGAACACAGCCACAGCAGCAAGAACAAUGGAGGUGCAGGAGGGGGGAGUGUACGUGAGAAACGCAAUGGCAAAGUCCACAAACCUGUACUGCUACACCAGAACAGCACUGAAGUCUCCUCCACCAAUCAGGUGGAAGUGCCAGACACUACCCAGAAUUCCCCUGUGUCCAUUAGCAGUGGGCUGACCUCUGAUCCGGACAUGGCUGACAGCCCAGCAGUGACAGGCAUGGGCCAUGUGGCGUCCGUCAUGAGCAGCCUAUCCCAGAGUGUCUUCAUGUCUGAUGUGACUGGGGACCCCGUCUACAGCAUGUCCCCCACUGGAGGCCCCAAUGCUCAUAUUAUGGGACCUGAUGCCACCUCCCACAAUCUGAUCUUAGCAGUCACCUCUGACAGCCACAAGUUUGCCUUUCCUGGUAAUGGAAAAGCAGAUACAGGUGGCCCUGGAGCAGAUGGGCUGUCCAUGCUAUCUGCAUCCAGUGUCUCUGAGAAGCUUGUUCUCUCCAGCAGCCUAGACUCAGGCGGCAUCAAAAUUCCAGAAACGGCUAUGAACUUUGAUCCUGACUGCUUCCUGAAUAACCCGAAGCAGGGCCAGACAUAUGGGGGAAGUGGAUUAAAGCAGGAGAAUGGUUUAUCCGGUGCCUCAUCCUCCUCAACAGCUAGCACUAACGGUUUGCAGCGCUCACCAUCUAUAUCCGAUUCAAACUAUGGCUACAGUUCUGUGCUGGUGAAAAACAUCAAGACUGAAGACACUUCAUUUGAACAACAGCUGGCCAAAGAGGGGAGCUACCAAGUGGGGGCAGUAGUAAGCUGUAGUGUGUCCAGUGGUUCAGGUGGCCAGAACUCACUUACCUUGACCCCAGCUGCCUCUCUGCUGCCCUCUGGAGGGGGCCUGAGUCCCAGCACCACAUUGGAGCAGAUGGACUUUAGUGCCAUCGAUGCAAAGCAGGACUACUCCUCCGGUGCCACAGCAGUAGGUUAUGGCCAGGCAAUGAACAACCUAGCUCACCAAAACCAAUCUCCAAACUUCUUCCUUCAUGAUGCACCACAGCCACCCCAGACCCAGCAGGCUAGACAGAGUUCUGGCCAGAAGAGCCACCUACUAGAACAUAACUCCCCUGAUGGAGCGUACAUGGGUCUGCAGGUUGUGAAGACAGAAUCGCCUGGCAGUAAUGGCCACCUACACCACCAUCAUGUCCACCAUGGCCAACACAGAGCCGACUGCAAUGGGGGCUCAACCACGGAAGCACAGGGACAGACUGGCUCCCUUCAGCUCCUGCAGUACCAGGGAGGUUUCCCAGGUCUUGGUCCAGAGCAUGAGGAGGUGGUCGGCAUGGAUCAGAGCCGCAAUGUGGGGUCUGCUCAGACUGGGGCCACAGUGAAUGGAACAGAUGGUUUACUGAAGUCCGGUGAUCACCUGCAGGCCUGCGGAGGGGGAAAUGGAGAGACUAGAGGAACGGAUCACUUCAUGCAGCAGAGCUCUGAGAAUGGACCAGGGUCUGAGGCAGUGGCUUUGAGAAAUGGAAACAGAGCAAGUGCACCCAGCAAUUCCUCUCAACAACAACUCCAGCCGUUGCUUCAGGGAGCUAAUUUGGUUCAAGGGCUCUACAACACUGUGGGGGAUCACCAUGGUCUUAGUGGAGCAGGAGCCAACAGUGCAGGAGGCACAGGCAUGGAAAUCAGUUUGGAUCACUUUGACAUCUCUUUUGGCAACCAGUUUUCUGACUUAAUCAAUGAUUUCAUCUCAGUGGAUGGUGGACCCAAUGCCGUAGGGGCUGCGGGGACAUUGUACACCCACCAGUUGGUGGUCCCACCUGGGUCAGAUGGAACGGCCAACUCAGGUGGGAACCAACAGCAAGGUCAAGGGGAUGUAACCAAUAGGGCAGCAGGAUACAGCCCUUCAGAGCUCUGCCUCCAGUCGUGCUGUAGCCCCCAGUCUUUAGGUGGUGGUGGGGGUGUUGGGGGAGGAACAGGAGAGACUGGCUCACUGGCUUACAUGCAUGUCGCUGAAGUAGUAUCAGCAGCAGUUUCUCAGGGCACUCUGGGAAUGCUGCAUGCCACCGGGAGACUUUUUAUGGUCACAGAUUACUCUCCAGAAUGGUCCUAUCCAGAGGGUGGAAUGAAGGUGUUAAUCACAGGACCAUGGCAAGAGGACAGCAGUAGCUACACCUGCCUGUUUGAUCAGAUCUCUGUCCCUGCAUCCCUCAUCCAGCCUGGAGUUUUACGUUGCUACUGUCCCGCCCAUGACACAGGCUUGGUGACUCUGCAGGUGGCUGUCAGUAAUCAGAUCAUCUCUAACUCAGUGGUGUUUGAGUAUAAAGCCCGUGCACUGCCUUCUCUGCCUUCAUCCCAGCACGACUGGCUGUCACUUGACGAUAACCAAUUCAGAAUGUCCAUCCUGGAACGGCUGGAGCAGAUGGAGCGCAGGAUGGCUGAGAUGGCCGGUCAGCAGCAGCAGGGUAGCGGAGGCACAGCAGGGGCUGGAGGAGGUGGAGGAAACGGAGGUGCUAAUAGCCAGUCUCAGUGUGUCUCUGGGCAGGCAGGAAGCUCCUUCGAGAGCCGUGUUGUAGUUGUUUGUGAGAAGAUGAUGAACCGGGCCUGCUGGGCCAAAUCUAAACGCCUGAUUCACUCCAAGACCUUCAGAGGCAUGACCCUGCUGCACCUGGCCGCUGGCCAGGGCUACGCCACCCUCAUCCAGACUCUCAUCAAAUGGCGUACUAAGCAUGCAGAAAGCAUCGAUCUGGAGCUUGAAGUGGACCCUCUCAACGUGGAUCACUUUUCUUGUACUCCACUGAUGUGGGCUUGUGCUUUGGGUCACCUAGAGGCGGCAGUUGUCUUGUAUAAAUGGGACCCGAGAGCACUGGCCAUUCCAGACUCCCUAGGCCGCCUGCCUCUCUCCAUCGCCCGAUCCCGUGGCCACACUAAGCUGGCGGAAUGUCUAGAGCAGCUUCAGAGGGAGGAGCAGCAGCAGCAGACACCCUCGUCCCUGCCCCCCACCUCCAGCAUGUCUUUUUCUCCCAACCCUGACAUUCCCACCACCAACAGCUGGAUGGUCAACUGGGGCAGUGACGAUAUGGUGACCCCCAGCGGGCAGAACACUGGCACAGCCACCAUCACUACAACCACUUGCACCAACCAGAACCCUGAUUUGAGAAGGCCAAGAUCAGAGCCUUCCAACUACUACAGUAGCGAGUGCCAGCGGGAUCUUCCCCUUGCCAAGAAACACAAGCCCAACCCUGAGCUUCUGCAAGCACAGCUGGAUAAACCAGUGUCAGUUCCCUUGAGCAUGGAGCAGCAGACACAUAAACUAUCAACCAGCCCUAAGACCCUCCCCUCCAACCCUUCCAGCCCUGACAAGAGCACCUCUGAAGAAGGUAUAGGGACAGUGGGUAUGCCGCAAGCUAAGAUGGGGUCUUUCCGUGGAGGUCAUAAGUGGGCCUCUAGAGAGGUGCUCAGGAAUGGGGGUGGCAAUGGUGGCAGCAGCAUAGGAAAGGAGAAGUUGGCCAACCAGCUGAGACAGCAUGGGGAACCCCUCAGCAUGCUUGGAAUGGUGGGGAGAAAAAUGGUAGACACGGAAAUUCUCUCUUACAAGGAGGAUCUGGAGAACCAGGACUGCCUCUCACACAUGAAGGAUCUACAGGCGAAUAUGAUGAGCUUGACAGAGCACAUCAUCGAGGCCACUCCAGAGCAUAUCAAGCGAGAACAUUUCCCGCCAGUGGAGUCUGUUCCUCUGGAAAACAGUGGGCUCACCAAUACCAUGAGCUGGCUGGCCAGUUACCUGGGAGACGUGCAACACCUGCCCAGCAUCGUCCACUUGAGUCCCAUUUACAGUGAACCCCUGACCCCUUCAUCCAACCCUAGUCUGAGCCCGGUCAACUCGCCCAUUCGUGUGGGCCCAUUUGAGAAGCCGACCUUGCCCGCUCCAGCAGAAUGGAGUGAGUUUCUCCGAGCCUCAAACAGCAAGGUGGAGAGAGAGCUAGCCCAGCUCACCCUAUCCGAUCCCGAGCAGAGGGAACUCUACGAGGCAGCACGGCUGGUGCAGACCGCUUUCCGCAAGUAUAAGGGACGCCCACUGCACGAGCAACAGGAAGUAGCCACCACUGUCAUUCAGCGCUGUUACAGGAAGUACAAGCAGCUAACAUGGAUAGCCUUGAAGUAUGCACUUUAUAAGAAGAUGACGCAGGCCGCCAUCCUUAUCCAGAGUAAGUUCCGAAGUUACCACGAGCAGAAGAAGUUCCAGCAGAGCCGGCGGGCAGCCGUGCUGAUCCAGCAAUGCUACCGCAGCUACAGAGAGUUUAGUAGGCUGAGGCCUCACCGCCGAGCAGCUACUGCUGCCCUGGUUCAGCACAAACUCAGAAGCAGUCUGCUCACAAAGAGGCAGGAUCAGGCUGCUCGCAAGAUCAUGAGGUUCCUACGGCGCUGUCGCCACAGCCCCUUGAUGGACCAUAGACUAUUCAAGCGGAGUGAGAGAAUUGAGAAAGGCCAGGGAACAUGAGAGCGUUCAGAAGAGCCCCCUCACAAUGUGACAUUACUCUCCAGACUCUUUUCAGUUCUUCAGUUUCAACCUGAUACAUUUUACAAGAAGAGAAAGAAAAAUAGCAAGAACUCUUACUAUGACUGAUACUACUUCUGCUACAAAACAACUGCAUUGUUUCAUAUCUCUUUAUUCCUUCUAUCUUUUUUUUUUUUUGAGGGAAAGAGCCAAACUCUGUGGAGCUAAACAAACGUUGGACGUUGUUUUUGGAGGAACUACAUGAGCUUCGUGGCAUUUUUUUGCACUUUUUAAUGGAUUUAUUUAUCAUUUUUGAGGAGCAUUAAAAAGGGGGGAAAAGCUGAAUUGGACAGAUGAAGUCCUUCUCUUCAGUGUCUCAUGGAGAGAAGAUAAAGGAAGAUUGAAAGAUUGUGACAAAAUAUGGAGUUGACAAAUAAAGAUGGCCGGGCCUGUUACAAGUUUAUUACAUAGUUUUUAAAGAUUAAAUUAUACGUUUAGUGGAUAAUAGUGUUACCAAAAAUGGUGAAUAAUUCAUUGAUUGAUUUUUGUACAUGCUUUAAUCCACAGCCAGACAAAUUCAUCACAAAAAUCUUCCAGUCUGUCCCUUAUCGUUGCCCGUUUUCUCCUAGUUUCAAGGGGAUUGGGCAGCUAAUGAAUGUAAGAGGGAAAUGUGCAGGUGUGACGAGUCAAAUUUGAGAUUUUAUUUUGCUAACAUGGCAUAUGUGCAUAAAAUGUAAAUCGUUAAGUAUUUUCAAAUUGAUGAUUUCAUCCAUUGAUUUAUUCUGCAAAAUUUUGUCUCAAAUUAAUUCUAUGGUAAAUAUCAACUUCACCUGUAAAGCUUAAUUUCAGAUGUUAGCCAAGUAAAGAAAAUUACAGUGCGGUGAAUCGCUCUAGGCAGAUCUUGUCUUACUUGAAAAUAAGCCACUGUCUUUUUGUUCAUAUUGUUUAAAACUCCAUGAAUGUACUGGAGACACCAAAUGCCAUCACCUCUGCCCAUAAUUUACUAUUGGCAAGUUGGUUAUAAGUUUCUUUUUCCAUUCUCUAAAUGCUUUCAGGCUUCUAAUGGUCAUUGCUGAAGGUUUUGUUUUGCUGAAAAUCAUUUUUAAGCCAUUAUAGGGAAUAUGACAUACAUUGCCUUGAUAUCCUUGACAUACUUUGAAAGGUUCCCAUGCCUGGGGUCAAACAAAUCCAUAUUUUUGACAGCUGAGCGGAUCCUGUACAUAAAGAGGGUUGCUGGUAUGUGAAGUAAAACAUUUAUCUAAGCCGGGUUGUAUUUUAGAAAUAUGUUAUUUUGCUCAUUGAAAGGGAUCAAAACAUAUUAGCAUAAAAAUCUGAAUAUUUGUAUAGUUUUCUUUGAAUGCAUAAGAAGUAUGGUUGUAUCACUUGUACAUACUGUAAAUACCUGGGAUAAAGUCAAGCUACUGUAUGUGCAUGACAAAAUGAACAAAGAUACAAAAAAAGAUCAAAAGCAUUAGUGGCUAUGCUCUGUAAAACUAUUUCACUAUAAGAAUAUUUUAUUUUCCUUUGUUCUUGAGAAGAACAUUUUGCUAAAGCAUGACUUUCCUGCAAUUAUGAAAAAUACUGUAUUAACGAGGUAGGAGAAAAGGCAAAAUGAUCAUUAGACAAAUAUGUUAUGUUUACAUUUGUUUGUUUGUUUGUUUUUGGGGCUACCAAGAAUCUAUUUGCCAAUGGUGCCAAGUAAAGUGAAUGCUACUGCUUAACACAGGAAGUUAAUCAUUGCUGAACAGAUAAUCAUACGGUACAAUGUGAUCAAAUUCACUUGCAUUCAACUGCAUAACCAGUGAACACGGAGAGGGUCUCGGAUGAAGGUGUAUUUCAGAAAGGAUCUUUAAAUCUCUCACAUAUCCCAUUUAGUUUAUUUGUAUGUGUUUGGUGUUUUGUUGGCAGUACAUUUGUAAUGUCAAUGAGAUUAGAUUUUUUUUUUUAUGUUGUUGGGUAUAUUUGGAUUCUACAGAAAUAGUAUCCCUAACUGCAGCAUUAUGCAGAUUUAAAGUUAAAGUUUAGAUAGUUUUGUUCAACAAGAUGUGCAAAAAACCUUGCGAGUUGACAGUUAAGACCUAGAGCAAACCGUUUAUCGCUCACACGUACAGUAUGCUGAAACAAAGUUGCUAAAUCCACAGUUCUGCACUAAAUGAACAACCGUAAAAGAGAUUUCCUGUUAUGCAUGUAAAGGGGAUUCUUUGGUGCUAAAACCGUCGAGGUCGUCGAGGGGCCGAUAGACCUCCAAAGAUCAAUACAUUUUCCAGUGUGGCUUUUGAAAAUUAUUACAUAUUCGCAGAAAAUGAGUAAAUAUCUAAACACGCGUGUUAUAAUGGCACCUGAAAACAGUUUAUAAGAUAAUGCACAAGAUAAUGUGUAUAUAUUCCAGUUCAGUUUCCCCUUAUGUUCAAAGUUAAAACUUUUUGUCAUCUUUUGUAUUUGUUUCUCUGUUAAAGAGAAUCAUAUGUAAAUAUUUUCUUCAGAGUGCUUAUGUUGGAAGUGCCUGACUCCAGCGAGCUGUUUGUCUGCAUGUACGGUUUAUAAGGGACUAAUUGGCUAUAGCAAGUAAUUCUUUCAAGCAAAAAUUCCUUUACGUUACUUUUCCAUGGGUUUCUUUGUCCAUAUUUUCUUCUCUGUGUAUUUCAUUUUAAUGCACCAGGAAUUUAUGGGUUUGUCAUAACUCAUGUCUUCUAUUGGAACUGCCAGAUGAACCCACAAGGACUGCGGUUCUUGCCUUGCAUUCAUCAUUCCGGUAGCAGUUUUAAGUUGUCAGCUGAUGCACCGUGGUGGCAACUUGAGUCUUAUUAUGCUUGCAUGGGUAACAUAGAUAAUCGGGUGGCUAAACAGCACCCAAAGCAUGCUUAUUUUUGUAGAUUUGGUAGUCAGGUAGACUUGUCAAAGAAAUAUUGUUCUGUAAAGCAGAUGAUUUCAUGGGUUGCAGAACUUCAUAAGAUUGAGGGCUUCUAAGUAGGCAGCAGACACGUAACUUGCAGUACAAAAUCGUCAGUACUCAUACAUACAGGGGCAGCAUGAAUUGUUUUAUUUUUUUCCAAAUAGGAAUUAGGAUUCUUGUUUAGUCUUAAACUGCAUUGAAUUCACUUUCACUCUAUUUUCUUCAUUCACAUUUGCAUUUCUUCAACAGCUUAACCACACAAAAAACAGGUCAAAACGUGUACCUCAUACAAAAACACACCACAGAACUGUGUCCAUAUCCAUGUUAAAGUGUCCAUGGCACUAGUGCAGUUGAAACCUUGUAUGUGAAUUUCGCCACUUGCUGUCGAGUUCACUUUUUUAUCUUAUCUCAGGUGCCAAACUGGAAAAAUGGAGGUGGAGCAAGUCACUUGAGAAUUAGCUGCUGCUUAUUGGUAAAUGAGCCAGUCCGUCCUGAUCAAAUGACUGUGAUUCUGAAUAUGUCAUGCUUUUUUUUUUAUCAUCUGUGUGAGCUGAGUUGGCAUACCGUAGAAACUUCCAUUGCCCCUGCAACAGAGUGGCACUGGUGUUGUAUAAGAGUGCUCAAGCCCAUUCAAAUGGAAUAGGUUCGUAUGAAUGUGUCUGCUACUUGUGUAAAUAUACGCAUGGAUGUUUCAGUGGUAGAAACUCCAUCAACUUCGCAAAACAGUUCAGCUUCUCCAUAUCCAGAUUCUAUAGUCACUGUACAAACAAACUGCCGUGGAUAUACUGUAUCACAAUAAUGAAAUAAAGUGCUGCUCAGAUCUAAUCAUCGUCACAACCUUUACUAUAGCCAUAGAUGUGUGUUUUAGCUGUAGUUUAUAAAUGCCAGACAGUAACCUCAUUUGGUUGCAUACGGGUUCAUUUUGAAAAUUCUUCUUUAAUGGUAUCACAGCUCAGCCCACAGAAGAUAUCUCAUCACUUUUGUUUUUCUAUCACAUCACCAACUACUUUGAGAGACUGCCUUUGCUCCUCUUCUGUUUACCGCUCCCAUUUUUUUAGAAAGGUAGUCACAGGGAAAACAGGGCCCACCAAGUUUUACCACUCAUGGACACUGAGCAAUAAGCAAUUCCUGAAGUGGAGACCUGUAGAGCUAAUGGGUAAAGUGAUGUAUUGGAUACACAUAGCUGAUUUACUCUUAUGCAAAUGGCAGUAUUGUGAGAUUAGAGCGCAGUAGUUUAAGGACAGUGCUUAUACGACACCCUUCAUGGAGCUGCACGUUUUCAUCCCUUUCAAACCCAGAAAAUAUUGGCCCUGCCUUUAUUACAAGCUACACUUGGGGCUCUCUACACUUUGCAUGUUAAACUAGUGUUAGAUCUACUUUCCUCUCCUCUCUAGCAGUCUUUCUCUCUGUCUCUCCCAGUUAUGUAGCCCUCUCCUUUCCAAAUACCCCUACUAAGUUAACCCCUUUUAUUUUUUAUUUUGAAAUGUCUGUUUUUCUUCCCUUCCCUGGUUUGAACAAUUUAUUUUUGUAACUGUGCAUGUUAAAGAGUCACUGAAUCGAUGGAUAUGUUAAAAAAGAGAAUUCAGCUGCUGAAGCCAUGCAAAAUGUUUUGAAUUGCCCUUAAAAUAUGAAAGAUGUUUUCUGAAUGCUUUAUAUUCUCUCUGCUGUAAAAUAAUAAAA
This is a messenger RNA of Xyrauchen texanus (razorback sucker), 10022 nucleotides long. Its product is annotated as calmodulin-binding transcription activator 1-like. NCBI's taxonomy places the organism in Eukaryota, Metazoa, Chordata, Actinopteri, Cypriniformes, Catostomidae. The record is from RefSeq and is a predicted model, not a curated record. Gene Ontology annotation, molecular function: transcription coregulator activity; protein binding; double-stranded DNA binding. Gene Ontology annotation, cellular component: nucleus. Gene Ontology annotation, biological process: regulation of transcription by RNA polymerase II. The transcript is spliced from 24 exons. Bases 23 to 5452 code for a protein of 1809 amino acids.